GAUAUUUUGCUGCCUACGUUGCAUACCGCUUGACUGUGCGUUUGGCUCAAGACUGCACGUAUUUUUGAGGCCAACGUGUCGACACCACGUUCCCCGGUGAGCUGUGGUAGAAAGGAGAGGAGUCAUGGCCAGCUUUGCACCUCGCCCACAGGUUUCAAACACCCUGGCAAUUCAGUUUCACCUAGAUAAGUGCCCAACAACCUUUGCACAAGCUGCGGAGCUCUUCAAGGACCAUGAUGUGGCCCGGUUGGACAUGUCCUUCGCACCCUGUACGAACCUGGUUCUUGUGACCUUUUACGAUGUGCGGGUGGCCCAGCAGGUCCUGAAGCGCGUAAAGCCCUUUGGUUGGCCUGCUCGGGAAGGGAUGAAUGACUUCCGCUCGGUGAGGUUGUCGAUCUCUGAGUUUGCAAGUCUUCCGCAGCACGACAGAGGCUUUGAGAGGUUUGGUGAGAUUGCAGGGCUUUCCAGCUGCGGUGAUGACAUGCUUAUACCUGGAAUUCUAUGAUAUGCAUGCUGCUCUUCAGUGCAGCAUGUCUAUCCCUAGCAGUCAGCCCGAGAAGUGUGGACCAAUGUGCCACGAGACCGGUGAUACUGACACGGACAUGACCGAUUGGUCCAAUGCUGCCAACACAGACCGUGGAAGACCCUUUCUCUUGGACGCAGGCCGGAGGGGGUGCUAGCCCGAAUUCGAGGUGCGUGAAAAGAGUUGGCAAACAUCAAGAGAGCAUCCAAACCAUUGUUGCUCGUGCUGCCCGUGGAGGUGCAAACACACGGAGGUGCUAGCAGACAUUUGAUUUCUUUUGCAUGUGCAUGUGCCCCACUGCCGAACAGUGUAGUGUAGGAUGUGUAGGAAACUUGAUGGCCUUGAGACGGACGAUGCUAUACACACUGACUAAGUCAGGAACAACGCCGUUCGCAGCUUCUUCUGCUGGGUGAAAGCGCCCCGCGGUGA
Durusdinium trenchii is the source of this 952-nucleotide messenger RNA. The record is from the annotation of a GenBank genome assembly. Lineage: Eukaryota; Dinophyceae; Suessiales; Symbiodiniaceae.